AUGUCAGAAGAUAAAAUGGAUCUCGACGAGCAGCGAGUCGGCCAGGAGGAAGUGCAGGACACUGAGAUGAGCACAGUCAACAAUUCAGCAGCGACAGAAACGCGGCCCAAAAAACGAUUUGAGAUCAAGAAAUGGACUGCAGUGGCCUUCUGGUCGUGGGAUAUAGCGGUAGAAAACUGCGCAAUUUGCAGAAAUCACAUUAUGGAACCAUGCAUUCAGUGCCAGCCUACAGCGAUGACGGAUAGUGAAACAGAGUGUGUAGCGGCCUGGGGUGUGUGUAACCACGCAUUCCAUUUGCACUGCAUCAACAAAUGGCUACAAACGAGAAAUGCCUGUCCACUGGAUAACCAGCCAUGGCAGUUUGCUAAAUACGGGAGAUGA
Lachancea sp. 'fantastica' is the source of this 381-nucleotide messenger RNA. The record is from the annotation of a GenBank genome assembly. NCBI's taxonomy places the organism in Eukaryota, Fungi, Ascomycota, Saccharomycetes, Saccharomycetales, Saccharomycetaceae.